AUGCCCAGGUCUGGGAAAGACUUCAGCUACAAGGGCUCCGGCACUAACAGUCAGGGAAACCAUUGGUGCUCCCGUGACUACUCUGGCAGCUCUAACUCAAACACCUACCACUACUCAAACAGUAACGGAUCCUACUAUUAUUCCAACCCCGAUGGGAGCACUUAUUACAAUAACGGCAAUGGUGGCUCGACUUAUACUCCUCCUAGUGGG
Molecule: messenger RNA, 210 nt
Organism: Aspergillus vadensis CBS 113365
Lineage: Eukaryota; Fungi; Ascomycota; Eurotiomycetes; Eurotiales; Aspergillaceae
Exons: 3
Source: RefSeq, a predicted model, not a curated record